AUGGCGACCAGGAAGCCCACCGGCGGAGCUGGGCUCCUCCUCGGCGCCAUCCUCGCCGUCGUCUUCCUCGCCGGGCUGGCGGCGACGCAGCAGACCUCCGCCGGGGACGCGGCGGCGAUGCGGGCGGUGGCGCAGGGGCUCCUCGGGGCGGUGGAGUCUCUGGGCUGGUCCGUCGGUGGCAACCCCUGCGAGUGGCGGUUCGUCUCCUGCUCCGGCGGCCGCGUCACCGCCAUCCAGAUCGGCAACCGCAGCGUCGCCGGCGAGCUGUCGCCGGCGAUCCGCAACCUGACGGCCCUCGUCAGGCUGGAGCUCCAGGACAACCGCAUCGCUGGGCCCCUCCCCUCCCUCGCCGGUCUCGCCGCCCUGCAAAUCCUCAUCCUCCAUGGCAACCUCUUCUCCUCCGUCCCCGUCGACCUCUUCUCCGGCCUCUCUGCCCUCCAGGCGGUGAACCUCGACGGCAACCCCUUCGCGCCGUGGGAGAUCCCCCGCAGCCUCACUGACGCCGCCGCGCUGGUGAACUUCUCCGCCAACUCCGCCAACGUCUCCGGCGAGAUUCCCGACUUCUUCCCCACCGCCUUCCCGGGGCUCUCCGUGAUCGCCCUCUCCUUCAACCUCCUCCGCGGGGAGAUCCCGGCGAGCUUUGCCGGGGCUGCAUCCUUGCGGACCCUCUGGUUGAACAGCCAGCGGGGGACCCCCCGCCUCUCCGGCGCCGUCGCCGUCGUCGCCAACAUGACCUCCCUCACCCAGCUAUGGCUUCACUCCAACGAGUUCUCCGGGCCGCUGCCGGACUUCUCCGGCCUCGCCGCCAUGGAAGACCUACAACUCCGGGACAAUCGCUUCUCCGGCCCCGUCCCCUCCUCCCUCCUCUCCCUGCCGGCGCUGAAGAAGGUGACUUUGGCCAACAACCUCUUCCAGGGGCCCGUCCCCGUCUUCCCCGAGUCCAUCGCUAACGAGGUCGACCUCGAUCCGGGGAGGCAGAGCUUCUGCCGGCCGGUCCCCGGCGACUGCGAUCCCCGAGUGACCGCCCUCCUGCUAAUCGCCGGGUCCUUCGGGUGGCCGAGGAGCUUCGCCGAGGGGUGGAAGAAGAACGACCCCUGCGCGCGGUGGCCGGGGAUCACCUGCUCCGGCGACGGCGAGGUCACCGUGGUCAGCUUGCGGAAGAGGGGCCUCAGCGGCUCCAUCUCGCCGGAGUUCGCCCGGCUGAAAUCUCUCCGGCGGAUCUUGCUGGGCGGCAACAACAUCACCGGGACGAUCCCGGCUUCUCUGGCCGCUCUGCCGGCGCUGGAAGAGCUCGACGUUUCUGACAACCAGCUCUCCGGACGGGUGCCGGCGUUCCGCGCCAGGGUGCUGGUGACCACCGCCGGCAACCCUGGGAUAGGGAACGAUGGCGGCGGCGGCGCCGUCCCAUCGUCUCGCGGUUCAAACGCCUCUGCCGCAGACGAAGGCGGCGCCGCCCCUUCGGCUGCCCGGGUUACCUCCCCUUCUACUCUGACGGGAGCCAUAGCUGGGUCGCUCGCCGGUGGCGUCCUCGGCGUGGCCCUGUUCGGGCUUUUCUGCCUCUACAAGAGGAAGCACCGCCACUCAGGCCGGGUCGAGAGCCCCAGCGCCGCGGCGACGCUCCGCCGCCAGUCCGAUAUGCUCAAGCUUAGCCCCAGCGGCGAUGGCGGUGGCGGAAUGCUGAUACCCAUCGAGGUGCUCCGGGAGGUCACCGGCGGGUUCAGCGAGGAGCGCGUCCUCGGCAGAGGAGGCUUCGGGACGGUCUACCGGGGGGACCUCCCCGACGGGACGAAGGUCGCCGUUAAGAGGAUGGAGGCGGCGGCGGCGGCGGUGGCGGGGUGCAAGGGGCUGAGGGAGUUCGCCGCCGAGAUUGAGGUCCUCACCAGGGUCCGCCACCGGAACCUGGUCUCCCUCCUCGGCUACUGCCUCGACGGCGGCGAGCGGAUCCUCGUCUACGAGUACAUGCAGCAGGGAACCCUAGCCAAGCACCUCCUCCACUGGAAGGAGGAAGGGGUGGCGGCGCUCUGCUGGAAGCGGAGGGUCGCCAUAGCCCUGGACGUGGCGAGAGGGGUGGAGUACCUCCACAGCCUGGCCCACCGGAGCUUCGUCCAUAGAGACCUGAAGCCGUCCAACAUCCUGCUCGGGGAGGACAUGAAGGCGAAGGUGGCGGACUUCGGACUGGUGCGGCCGGCGGCGGCGGCGGCGGAGGAGACGCGGCUCGCCGGGACCUUCGGGUACCUCGCGCCGGAGUACGCCGCCACGGGGAGGGUGACCACGAAGGCGGACGUCUUCAGCUUCGGGGUGAUCCUCAUGGAGAUGGUGACGGGGAGGAGGGCGCUGGACGAGAGCCGGCCGGAGGAGAACGCCCACCUGGUGGAGUGGUUCCGGCGGGUGAUGCAGCGGCGGCGAGGGAGGAGGGUGGAGGAGCUGGUGGACCCGGCGAUAGAGCUCGAUGGGGAGACGGCGGCGGGGGUGGAGAGGGUCUGCGAGCUGGCCGGCCAUUGUUGCUCGCACGAGCCCAUGCAGAGGCCGGAGAUGGGGCACGCCGUUAACGUGCUGUCAUCACUGGCGGAGAGCUGGAGGCCGGUGGACUCCGACGGGGAAGAGACCUGCGGGAUCGACCUCACCAUGACGCUGCCGCAGGCGCUGAUGAGGUGGCAGGCCUGCGAGGACGACGAUGAUGAGGACAUCCCGCCGACCGUCCGCACCGGUGCAGAUGACUACCAGUCCAGCGUGCCCACCGGGCCCGCGGGAUUCGCCAACUCCACCUCCCCCGAUGGAAGGUAG
Spirodela intermedia is the source of this 2784-nucleotide messenger RNA. The record is from the annotation of a GenBank genome assembly. NCBI's taxonomy places the organism in Eukaryota, Viridiplantae, Streptophyta, Magnoliopsida, Alismatales, Araceae.